This is a messenger RNA of Ostrinia furnacalis (Asian corn borer), 1322 nucleotides long. RefSeq names its product transcription factor Ouib. NCBI's taxonomy places the organism in Eukaryota, Metazoa, Arthropoda, Insecta, Lepidoptera, Crambidae. The transcript has a single exon. Gene Ontology annotation, cellular component: nucleus. The record is from RefSeq and is a predicted model, not a curated record. The coding region runs from base 49 to 1302 and encodes 417 amino acids. Gene Ontology annotation, molecular function: zinc ion binding.
UCUUGUUGCGAGGCGUAAAGUUUUUGUUUUUACGAAAAGAAAAUUAAAAUGAAUUCGUACGAUGUGUAUUUUAAUAGUAUUUGCCGCGUUUGUUUAUCAUGCAAAAGCAAUGAAAGUAUGGUUUGUCUCAUAAACAAUAGCAACAGAGAUGGGCUAAGUUAUUACGGUAAAGCAGUUACGAAGUUCGCCAAUGUUGUCAUCAGUAGAAACGACGAAUUACCGCAUUAUAUGUGCCAAAGCUGCUUGCAUUUGCUAACGCAGGCUAUCAAUUUUAAAUUAAAGUGUGAAUCAAGCGACAAAAACUUGUUGAACUUGUUUAAACAGCAUAGGAAGACAAAAUCUAACCUCAAGGAGAUUGUGGUGAAUUUUUCUUUGAUUAAAGACAAUUGCCCGCAAGCACUCAGUGAUGUUACGUCGUCGAGUAGCAGUGAAGAUGAAUCUGUAGACAUAAGCAACGUUAAAAUAAAAAAACAUGACUCCGAUAGUGAAGAAUCAAACAAUGAAAUUGACCACAACGAAGAACAAACUCAAGCGGAGCCCGAUAGCGAUAGUAGUGCUGAUGAGGUCCUAGAUCACUUAGAAAAAUCGCUCCUAGGGUUGUCAAGUAGUGACUAUAAGUUGUUAACAAAAAGUAGGAAGAGAACCCAGAAAAAAGCCAGCUUUAAAACCAAAAGAAAUGUAAUUAAGAAAAAAGUACAGCCAAAACAAGAGUCCAAAGCCAAAAUCAAAGAAAAUUAUGUUUGCAAAGUUUGCAACAAAGAAUUGGCUAAUCCAUCAACUUACAGAUAUCAUAUGCAACGACACACCGGUUUCAGUUACAUCUGCGAGAGCUGUGGCAAAGGAUUCCCUAUACAAGCCGAACUAAAUCGGCAUCAAGUUAAUAUUCAUGGAAUCGGACCAUCCUUGCAGUGUCCGCAUUGCGCUUACAAAGCUCCCGAACAGUUCAUGUUAACGGAACACAUCCGUUUACACACUGGGGAACGUCCGUACACAUGUGACAAGUGCGGUUUGACGUUCCGCAGACGAGCUAUAUGGAAGAAACAUAUGAUUUAUCAUAAAGAAAAGACCGUACAGUGCCCACAUUGUCCAAGGAAGUUUCAUCGAGUUGCUGAAAUGCAAUCGCACUCGAACAGCGUUCAUGAAAGGAUGUAUGUGUAUUUGUGUCACAAGUGCGACACAAGUUAUGCUAAGACGGAGACUGUUCGAAGACAUUUGGUGGAGAAACAUGGCAUCCCACGGGAAAUGCAAGGGAAAGUUAUGAGAGUAAAUAGAGGAAAAGGUGUAGGUUCUUCUGGACAAUAAAUAAAUAAUAUUUUUACUCA